This is a messenger RNA of Ictidomys tridecemlineatus (thirteen-lined ground squirrel), 3288 nucleotides long. It is a transcript of the gene C5H15orf61, whose product is annotated as chromosome 5 C15orf61 homolog. NCBI's taxonomy places the organism in Eukaryota, Metazoa, Chordata, Mammalia, Rodentia, Sciuridae. The record is from RefSeq and is a predicted model, not a curated record.
GCCCCGCCCCCGCGGCAGGCGCGGUCCUACUUUCUCCGCGCGGCGGGUUAUGGAGGCCCUGCGGAGGGCCCACGAGGCUGCGCUGAGACUGCUGCUGUUCGGGCCCUGGGCCUCGGGCGCCGCCUCCCGCCCGAAGCCCCGCGCCUCGGAGGUGCUGACGCGGCACCUGCUGCAGCGGCGCCUGCCGCACUGGACCUCCUUCUGCGUGCCCUAUAGCGCCGUCCGCAACGACCAGUUCGGCCUCUCGCACUUCAACUGGCCUGUGCAGGGCGCCAACUACCACGUCCUGCGCACCGGCUGCUUCCCCUUCAUCAAGUACCACUGCUCCAAGGCCCCCUGGCAGGACCUAGCUCCGCAGAAUCGCUUCUUCACAGCGCUCAAGGUCGUCAACCUCGUUUUCAGCUGCAGAAACCAAGAAGUCCUGCCCCAGGCCACACAAGGAGAGUGUUCUUCUGAUCCCUACACUCUGCAGAGGCCACACUCCCAGUUUCGACUCCAUCCUUGUCCUAUAAUGCCUGGGACAAUUGAUGGACGUGGAAGCACUUUGCAAGCUAUUAAUGGCCAGUUAAAUGCAAGUCAUGUUUUAUUACUAUUAUUACUACUACUAAGACACAUAAAGAGAAUAAUAUAGAUUUGUUUAAGCAUUGAGAAAAGAGAAAUUAUUAUUUCUCUUUUUAACUUUUCUCUUAUUAACUUUAUUAAGUUGAAAUGUAAUGAACUAAUUCACUUUAGAGGAUUUAUAACUCACAGUGCUUGGCACAUAGUGAUGCUCCAUGAAUAUCUGUUGAACUCAUCUCUGUCCCAGUGCUGGGAUUAUUUCCACUGUCCUUUUCCAUUCCCGACCAAGCUGAAGAGAACAGACUUACCUACUGACUUUUGGCAGUUUGUUCCUUUCGUCCAAGUCUUUUCAUAUUCUUCUUUUUCCAGAAGAAAUAUAUAAUAAGCAACAUGAAGAAAACAAUUGUGUUUAUUGUUGUGAUAUUGCUACCAUAAAUUUUAUUUCUUAAAUUCAAAUUGCUAGGAUAUUAUUGCUGAUGUGUAGAAAUGCAACUUAAAUUUUAAAAAAAUGUAGAAUCAUUGCGAUUUACAGAAAUGUUGCAUUUUGGUAUAUAUCACCUGAAUUCCUCUCAUGUUAGCAUCUUAUAUAAACAUUGAACAUAUGUCAACUCUAACAAAUCAACAUUGGUGCUUCAUCACUAAUCGAACUUCAAAUUUUAUUCAUAUUUCACCAUUUUUCAUUAAUACCUUUUUUCUUUCCCAUGACUACACUCAGGAUCCCCACAUUUCAUUUAGUCAUCACGUCUCCUUAGGCUCCUCUGGUCUGUGACAGCUUCUCAGACUUUUGUUGUUGUUGUUUUUUAUGACCUUGAUAGGUUUGAAGACUACUUUUCAGGAUUUUGUAGAGAGUUGCUGUAUUUGUGUUUGGCUGUGUUUUUCUCAUGAUUAGAUUGGGGGUUUGGGGAAGAAGACCACAGAGGUCGAGUGCCUUCUUAUUACAUCACAUUAAAGGGCUCCUGAUGUCAACAUGAUCUACCACUGGUGAUGUCAAACUAGAUUGCUCAGUUAGGAUGGUGCCUGCCAGGCUUUUCCACAGCAGUUACUCCUUUUACUUUCCAUUCUCCUUAUGUUCUUUUAAAUAAAAAUUUGUGAUCAAAAAUUUAACAUGUUUUAUGCAAGGGCCCACUCUAGUCACUAAAAGAAACAAGUGGAUUUGUUGGACACAGAAGACAAUAUUUGCUAUAAAAUGUACUAGUUAAUGGGUGACUAACUGUUAUUGUCUGAAUCUUGGUGGUGGUGGAAAGGAAAAGGAGCAAGGGACACUCAAGGCAGGCAGGAGAUGCACAUGGAUGUUGCAUUCUUCUUACUUAAUCCACUUAGCCUUUGAAACUCAUUCACUCAAAUAAACCUCAUUCGUUCAUUCAACAAAUAUUGUUAAAGGACCCACUAUGUACCAAGUACUCUCUUAGGUGGUAGGAAUAUGGAAGUGAAUAAAGCAGGGCUGGGGUUGUGGCUCAGUGGUAGAGCACUUGCCUACCAUGUGUGAGGCACUGGUUCGAUUCUCAGCACCACAUAUAAAUAAAUAAAAUAAAGGUCCAUUGACAACUUAAAAAAAUAUAUAUAUAUAUUUUAAAAGUGAAUAAACAAACAAUUUCCUUCUCUCAUGAAGUUAUACAAAUGACUAAAAGGUGGUGUGUUAAAUUCUGAUAAGUGCCUGGAAAAAAUAAAUGAUAGAAAGGGAUUAGGAAUCAUGGAUACCUUUAUGCUUGUACCUGGAGUGGGUAGGUAAGUUUUGGGAUGGUUUGCAAUUUCAGUAGGGAAGACUUCAGGUAGAUAGUUAUAUCUGAGUCAAGAAUUGAUGAAUGUAAGGGAAUGAACUCCGUAGAUAUCUGAGGUCAGAGCAAUCUAAGCUGAAGAAAUGGCAAAUGCAAAGGCCCUGAGGUAGGAUGCCGGAUAUGUUCAAGGAACAGUGAGAAGGAGGUUGGUAUGAGAGUGACAGCAGGAAAUGAGGUUCAAGAAUUCAACCUCGUGGCUGAAGUGGAAAUUGGCAUUUUCAUCCUUGGCCUGGGAGUCCAAGGUACUCAGGCAACUGAUGGUGCUUAUAUUCCCUUGGCCACCUGCAUCAGGUAUGCCCUGUUUACCUCCCACUGAGGAUGUAGCUCAGUGGUAGAAUGCAUGCCUAUUAUGGGCAAGGCCCUGGGUUCAAUCCCCAAUAUUGCAAAAACAACAAAGAGGCUGUGGUUGUGGUUCAGCGGUAGAAGCACACAUGCUUGAGGCCCUGGGUCAAUCCCUAGAACUAAAAAACAAAAACAAAAACAAAAAAUUUCAGAUGAGGUAGGGCCAGAGUGUGUAGAGUUUUAGGCCAAGAAGUCUUUGGCUUUUACCCUGCACAAGAUAGGAAGCCAUUUGGAUUGUUAACCAAAUGAGUGACCUGAUCUAACUGGCUGGGAAUGGAGUAUUUGUAGGAGUUGCAAGGGUGAAAACAGAAGAUGAGGAAAGGAUUGGACUGGACUAGUAGCCAUGUUGAUGGCAAGAGCUUAAGAGCAAGGUAAUAAGAGAUGAACAAAAAGCUCUCUGAAAUUAUAAAAUAUAACAUUUCUCAUUAAAUAAAAUCACUUUAAAACAAUAACAAAAGGGAUUAAAAAGCCAGCAAAAGACUUGAGUGGUUAUUUCUCCAAAGAAGAUAUACAAAUAGUCAACAAACAUAUGAAAACACACUCAACAGAUUUUUACCCCUCACACAUCAUAUAGAGCACUAAUCUCUAGGGUAUAUAAAGAACUCAAAAAGCU